AUGGCGGAUGACGGUGUUGCCAACGGCGGCGUCGAUGAUCAGUACGGUGAAGAAUCGGUGACGAAGAUCGCCGUGUUGCAACGCGAGCGCAAAGAAUUGAUGAGUGAGAACGCCGCGAGGAAGGAGGAGAUCAAGGAGCUGACGGUGGAGCUCGAGGGAUUGAGGAGCGACAACACGGUGACUAACGAGAAGAUCGAAGUAAUGCAGCGAGAGGUGGUGCAGUCUCGCGAGGCGGCGAAGGCGGUGGAGGUAAUCGCGGCGAGGGCGGCGGACUUGGAGACGGAGGUGGCGAGGCUACAGCAUGAUAUGAUAUCGGAGAUGAGUGCGGCGGAGGACGCUAGGGCGGAGGACGCUAGGGCGUAUGCUACUGAAUUGAGGAAGGUUUUAGGAGAGAAGGAGUCUAGGCUUGACUCUCUGGAGAAGGAAUUGGAAACAUUGAAGAAGGUGAAGGCAGAGAGUGAGGUUAGGGUUAGGGACUUGGAGAGGAAAAUUGGAGUUCUGGAAACCAAGGAAAUUGAGGAAAGGAACAAGAGGAUUAGGUUUGAGGAAGAGAUCAGAGAUAAGAUUGAUGAAAAGGAGAAGGAGAUUAACGGUUUCAAACAGAAGUGA
Sphenostylis stenocarpa is the source of this 609-nucleotide messenger RNA. The record is from the annotation of a GenBank genome assembly. NCBI's taxonomy places the organism in Eukaryota, Viridiplantae, Streptophyta, Magnoliopsida, Fabales, Fabaceae.